Vespa crabro (European hornet) is the source of this 513-nucleotide messenger RNA. RefSeq lists its product as uncharacterized. The coding region runs from base 139 to 477 and encodes 112 amino acids. The record is from RefSeq and is a predicted model, not a curated record. NCBI's taxonomy places the organism in Eukaryota, Metazoa, Arthropoda, Insecta, Hymenoptera, Vespidae. The transcript is spliced from 2 exons.
AGUGAAGAGACUUGACGUUUGUAUGAUUUGUCAUGAAAGGUUAGGUUAGAAUUCCCUAAAUUUUUACAGUGUUUACGUUUUUAUCUAUAUUUUCUUACAAAUUCAAUUUAUUAACGUGAUAUUUAAUAUAAAAUUAAUAUGUUUGGAAAUAAGAAACAUAAUUUACCACCUAGACCUAAUUUUCCGAAUCCUGAGCAUAUGUUAGAAGAUCUUUCCAACGCAUCGGCGGAUGAUGUUGCAUUUAAAGUAGUGAAUAAAGAUGAAAUCCAAACAGAAAAUUUAUAUAUUUUGUCUAAUGACGAUAAUUCCGAGGACAUUUACAAAAAAGUAAAAAUUUAUUUGAACGUUAAAGAACAAUUGAAACAAUUGGGAACAAUUUUAAAAAGAGAACAAGAACAAUUACAAAUGGAUAACGAAGAAAUAAGGGCACUUGCAGAUAGCAUCAGAAAACAGGCACAAGCUGCUCUUAUAACGUGAUAUGUAUCUUCUAUUAAUAAAAUAAUUUAUAGACUG